Apiotrichum porosum is the source of this 3108-nucleotide messenger RNA. RefSeq lists its product as uncharacterized. The record is from RefSeq and is a predicted model, not a curated record. The transcript is spliced from 4 exons. Lineage: Eukaryota; Fungi; Basidiomycota; Tremellomycetes; Trichosporonales; Trichosporonaceae. The coding region runs from base 1 to 3108 and encodes 1035 amino acids.
AUGCCUGGCUUACCAGAGGGCGGCCACUACAUCGUCGUCGACGCGUCCUCCAGCCACUACGUCGCCCUCGACGCGUCGUCCGGCCACUACAUCGUCGUCGACGCGUCCUCCAGCCACUACGUCGCCCUCGACGCGUCGUCCGGCCACUACGUCGUCCUCGACGCGUCGUCCGGCCACUACGUCGCCCUCGACGCGUCGUCCGGCCACUACGUCGUCCUCGACGCGUCCUCCAGCCACUACGUCGCCCUCGACGCGUCGUCCGGCCACUACGUCGUCCUCGACGCGUCGUCCGGCCACUACGUCGCCCUCGACGCGUCGUCCGGCCACUACGUCGUCCUCGACGCGCCGUUCGGCCACUACGUCAUCCUCGACGCGCCGUUCGGCCACUACAUCAUCCCGUUCGGCCUCUUCCUCGUCGUCUUCGUCUCGCCGUCCAACCUCCUCGACUUCGUCACUUUAUGUCUCGACGUCGUUAUCAGUUUCCUCGGCCACCUCUUGUCUUCCGACCCAACCGGCUCCAUAUCCGCCUCGGUUGAUCCUCACACCUCCGCAUCGGCGUCAGUUGACCCGUCUACAUCUGUGUCGGUCAACCCGACCCUCUCGGCGUCGGCGUCGGUCGAACCCACACCAUCAUUAUCGACCUCGCUGUCGGCCUCAGGGAACCCCUCUGCAUCAACGCUGGUGGACCCAUCGGCAUCGGCAGCAACUUCGGUUGAACCCUCUGCGUCUGUCUCAGUCUCGGCAACAGUGUCGGGCGACCCCACAUCUUCUGCAUCAAGCUCAGCAUCGGCAUCGGUGAACCCUUCCCCAUCUACAUCGGUGUCGGUCGCACCAUCCGUAUCGGCGUCCUCGUCGGUUGAACCCUCUGCCUCCGCAUCCGCCUCGGUAUCUGUGUCAGUUGAGCCCACACCCUCUGCAUCAGCCGCGGUCAACCCCUCUGCAUCUGCAUCUGCCUCGGCCUUUUCGUCGGUCAACCCUACCGUCUCCCCAUCGGUGUCCUCCUCUGUUUCCCCCAGCCCUUCGGUGUCGAUCGUUCCCAGCUCAACCAUAUCGCAGGUUCCCAGCACUUCUGCGUCCGUUGGGCCCAUUUCUGGUGCCACGGUCCAGGCCAAGCUUCUCAUCCUGGCCCGCGACGAAUACUCUGCGGAGAGUGGCUACCAUGGCCUCCUCGGUUACGGCAUCCCGUUCGAAACCAUCCUCGUACCCCAAACGGGCAUUCAGCUUCCGAGCCUCAACUCGACCGCUUCGCACGGCCUUUACUCUGGCAUUAUUGUCAUGGAUGCCCUGGCGUACGAUGAUGCGGGUAUUUGGGGCAGUGCCCUCACCGUGGCGCAGUGGGACACGAUCCAUACAUACCAAAAACAGUUCAAUGUGCGCAUGGUUCGCAUCAACGAGUAUCCUGGUCCCGACUUUGGCGUAGCCAUUUCAGGCAGCGGUGGCUGUUGUGGCGCCGGAGUCGAGCAGCUUAUGAGUUUAUCCGACGUCUCGGACUUCCCCUCGGCCAACCUGAAGAUUGGUGCGACCGUUUCCUCUCAGGGCCUGUGGCACUAUCCAGCUGUCGUGACAGAUCCACUCACGACCAAGGUAGUAGCCACGUUUGCUCCAGGUGGAGAUGUUUCUGGCGAGACUGCGGCUGCAGUCAUCAACAAGAUUGACGGCCGUGAGCAGUUCGUGUGGUUCUCGAGCUGGGCACCCCAAUGGUCUCUGUCGUGUGCCUAUCUGCAACAUGCGCACAUUCACUGGGUGACUCGUGGCCUGUUCCUCGGCAAACGCAAGACGCACCUGAAUGCCCAAAUUGACGACGUCGAGCUGCCCACGGACAUGUACUACCCAACAGGUACAACAUUCCGUCUCCGACCCGCCGACCUCGACGGUCACGUUGCUUGGAUGGCUGACCUCAACUCUCGCCUACCUUCCGGCUCGGACUUCCGACUCGAGCUCGCACACAACGGCAACGGUGACAUUUCUGAAGUUGUUGAGCCCAACGGUUCGGGCGGCCUCUGUACUCCCGACACGGCCGUAUACACGGACGACGUCGGCCCAGAUCCCCCCCUCGAGUUUGUCAAGCCGCUCGGGACUGGCACCGACGCCUGGCCAUCGGAAUGGGUUGCAUACAACUGGACACUCACUUGUGCCUUGGGCGACGACCUGACGGCAUGGUACCAGAACCCGUCCAACCGCGAUGCCUAUGCCCACGUCUCACAUACCUUUACGCACUAUGAGCUCAACAACGCGACAUACCACGAUGCGGCGCGUGAGAUUCAAUUCAACCAGGCUUGGCUCCAGCAGGUUGGCAUUGCCAACGGUGCUCGCUUCUCUACCCACGGUCUUAUUCCUCCGGCCAUCACUGGCCUGCAUAACGGAGAUGUCAUUCAGGCGUGGCUCGACAACGGCAUCACGCACGUCGUCGGCGACAACACCCGCCCGCUUCUACGCAACGGGCAGUCUCCCUACUGGCCUUUGAUCAGUAACGUCGCGGACAAUGGCUAUGAUGGCCUUGUUAUUAUUCCGCGGUGGGCUACUAACAUCUACUACAACUGCGACACGUUUGAAUGUGAUGUCGCCGAGUGGAUUGCCAUCUCCAGCGGAUCGGGCGACUACACAAACCUCCUCGACAAUGCCCGCGCUACCAACACCGCCUAUAUGCUUUCCCUCUACAGUGACCCGUACAUGUUCCACCAGGCCAACAUGCGCUACGAGGACAUGCCCACCAUCACCAUUGGAUCCCAGACAUCCAAAAUGUCCAUGGUCAUGGCCUGGAUCGAGACGAUCGCCCAGGAGGUGUCGCGCCUCACAAACUGGCCCAUUACGUCCCUUAAACACGACGACAUUGCACAGUACUUCCUGGACCGUAUGGCGCUCGACCAAUGCGAGCCUUCAGUGUCGUACACGCUCUCCGAUGACGGAACCGCUAUCACUCACGUCGUCGUCACCGCAGCCGACCAGGCGUGCAGUGUCCCCGUCCCAAUCACGAUCCCUUCCGGCAGCGCCACUGCUGCUGGCGGCUCCAUCGCCAGCGACCAGGUUGGCAGUGAGCCUCCCAUCCAGUGGGUCACCCUCAACGGUGGAGCCGCAACGGUUACGCUCAACCCCCCGAUUAGUAUUUGA